Arachis stenosperma is the source of this 984-nucleotide messenger RNA. RefSeq names its product L10-interacting MYB domain-containing protein-like. The record is from RefSeq and is a predicted model, not a curated record. NCBI's taxonomy places the organism in Eukaryota, Viridiplantae, Streptophyta, Magnoliopsida, Fabales, Fabaceae. The coding region runs from base 1 to 984 and encodes 327 amino acids. The transcript has 2 exons.
AUGAGUAACAAUGAAUCUCUAAAGACAAAAGCCGCAUGGGACAUGGAGACUACUAAACAAUUUAUCCAAGCAUGUUUAGAUCAAGUUGCUAAACAGCAACGGAAUGGAACCACUCUUACAAAAAAAGGUUGGAAGGAUGCUUUGUCUCAAUUUAAUGAAAAAACUGGAAAACAAUAUGAUAAGAUUCAAUUAAAAAAUAAGUGGGACAAUCUUAAGAAGGAAUGGUCAGCAUGGUACAAGCUUUUUGGCAAAGAAACGGGUUUAGGAUGGGAUUAUACUAAACAUACCGUUGAUGCACCGAAUGAAUGGUGGGAGAGAAAACAAUUGGAAAAUCCCUUAUAUGGAAAAUUCAGAAAUAAAGGACUUCCUUUUAAAGAUGAGUUAACUAUAUUAUUUAAAGAUGUUAUGGCCGAUGGCAAAUUUGCUUGGGCUCCCUCAUCUGGGAUGUUACCUAGUGGCAUAGAAGAGUAUGGUGAUGGAUAUCGACCAUACUUUGAGGAAGGUCAUGUUGAUAUAGAAGAAGGUUCCGGAGAUAGUGAAGAAGGUAUAGGUGCUAGUGUGGGAGUUAAUUCUGAAUUUCAACACAUAAAUCUUAGCUCAUCUCAAGAAAAUAAUAGUCAAAAGAGUACGGUAAAAAGAAAGAGAGAUGUGGUUUGUGAAACAACAAAACAGAAGAAAAAUUUUAAAGUCCCUGCCUCAAAGCAAAUUGCGGAUGCAAUAAGUAGAAUUGCCUCUGCAUCUGAAUCACGCUCAACUAUUGUGUCCACAUUUCUAGUACCCGGUGCAUCUAUUGGGGAAGUAAUGGCUGAGAUUCAAAAGAUGGAAAUGAUUACUAGUGAUCCCGAUUUUCAUAGUCGUUGUUGUCAACUAAUGAUGUUUAAGCCUGCUAGAGAAAUGUUUGUAUCCUUAAAAGGAUAUGAGCAAAGAUUGUUGGAUUGGCUCAAACAUGCAGCAUAUAAUCCACUACCAUUCAUGCAAAAUUAA